CCAUUUACAAACUCCCAUACAUAUAAACGAUUUAUACUCUGAAGGGACAUAAAAGAACUAUAACCUGAUAAAGAAUUCUACGAUACUUUUUAUUUAUAAACCGGCAAGAAUUCAAUAAUGUCAAAUUUAGAGGCAGCAGUAAAAUCUUCUGUAGAAGAUACAAAUUCCGAAACCCGCCGUUUAGUAGUCGUUUCUAACCGUUUACCAAUUACUAUUAAGCGUAAAGACAAUGGUACUUAUGACUUUAGCAUGUCUUCUGGUGGCUUGGUCAGUGCCUUGAGUGGUCUGAAAAAAUUAAUGACAUUUCAAUGGUUAGGAUGGUGUGGACAAGAAAUUCCCGAGGAAGAAAAGCCUAUGAUUGUUGAGCGACUACAAAAUGAGUACAGUGCCAUUCCCGUUUUCUUAGAUGAUGAGCUAGCAGAUCGUCAUUAUAAUGGAUUCAGUAAUAGUAUUUUAUGGCCCUUAUUCCAUUACCACCCCGGUGAAAUUAGUUUUGACGAGGAAAACUGGGAAGCAUAUAAAAAAGCUAAUAUGGCGUUUGCCGAGGCCAUUGUUGAGAGCUUACGCGAUGGUGAUCUGAUCUGGGUUCAAGAUUAUCACCUUAUGAUGCUACCUCAGUUACUCCGUGAAUUGAUUGGAAAUAAGUUGAAAAACAUCAAAAUUGGUUGGUUCCUCCAUACUCCAUUCCCAAGUAGUGAAAUUUAUCGUGUUUUACCCGUCCGCAAUGAAAUCCUAGAAGGGGUUUUGAAUUGCGAUUUGGUCGGAUUCCAUACCUACGAUUACGCUCGCCACUUUCUUUCUGCUUGUUCUCGAAUCCUUGGUCUUAGUACGUUGCCAAACGGCGUUGAAUACAAUGGUCAAAUGGUAAGUGUCGGAACUUUCCCCAUUGGAAUUGAUCCAGAGAAAUUCGCAGACGCUUUACGAUCCGAUGCUGUUCAGGAACGGAUUACUACGGUGGAGCGCCGGUUACAAGGCGUUAAAGUUAUUGUUGGCGUUGACCGCCUUGAUUACAUCAAAGGUGUUCCUCAAAAAUUCCAUGCUUUUGAAGUUUUCUUAGAACAAUACCCCGAAUGGGUAGGUAAAGUCGUGUUGGUUCAGGUUGCAGUUCCAUCACGUCAGGAUGUGGAAGAAUAUCAAAACUUACGAGCUGUUGUCAAUGAACUUGUUGGACGUAUUAAUGGCCGCUUUGGAACCAUAGAAUAUACCCCAAUUCACUUUUUGCAUAAGAGUGUUCGAUUCGAGGAAUUGGCUGCCUUGUACAACAUUUCGGAUGUAUGUUUAAUUACCUCUACCCGUGAUGGUAUGAAUUUGGUAUCAUACGAAUAUAUCUGCACUCAGCAGCAACGUCAUGGUGCCUUAAUUCUCAGUGAGUUUGCUGGUGCAGCUCAGUCUCUGAAUGGCAGUAUCGUGAUCAACCCUUGGAAUACGGAGGAAUUAGCGAAUGCCAUUCAUGAAGCAUUAACCUUGCCAGAUAACCAGAGAGAAGCAAAUCAACAGAAGCUGUAUCGAUACGUCAGUAAAUACACUAGUCAAUUCUGGGGUCAAAGCUUCGUUGGAGAACUACAACGCAUCCAACAUUACAGCCAUCCCAAGAGACCUACUCCUGUGUUGAAGACGAAAUCUGCUCAGAUCUUGUCUAUGUCUAACGAUUAGAUUGGCAGAAAUCCGGACAUAAACGAAAUUAAUAAUGACUGGAUUCGUUGUUUGCCCAGAUGUCGACUAUUCUUUUACAGUAUACGUGAUACUCCAGUAUGAAAGCUUAUAGUCGAUAUUAACGUUAUCUCGAAAUUUUCUAAUCAUUUUCCCCAGUCAAAUUUCUAAACUUGUCAACAUUCCCUUUUCUUUCUUGUGUUUAUGGUUAUCAAGAUGGGUAUCUAUAUAUAUAUAUGAUUUUUGCCGAUUGAUAAAUUCUUGCGAGUAGAAUGAUUUUAUGUUUUAACUUAUUUUAUGCAAAAAGUUAAUGAAGAAAUAUUAUGAAAAUGAAUACUCUUUAUUUCAAUUCAUUAGUAUACUAAGGAUUUACAGCAAAUUCUCGAUAGAUAUAAACAUAGCU
Molecule: messenger RNA, 2053 nt
Organism: Schizosaccharomyces octosporus yFS286
Lineage: Eukaryota; Fungi; Ascomycota; Schizosaccharomycetes; Schizosaccharomycetales; Schizosaccharomycetaceae
Product: alpha,alpha-trehalose-phosphate synthase
Exons: 2
Coding region: 118-1653 (511 amino acids)
Biological process (GO): trehalose biosynthetic process; cellular response to heat
Cellular component (GO): cytosol; alpha,alpha-trehalose-phosphate synthase complex (UDP-forming)
Molecular function (GO): alpha,alpha-trehalose-phosphate synthase (UDP-forming) activity
Source: RefSeq, a predicted model, not a curated record